AUGUCUACUGCCGUCGUACAAGCCGACGAUCUCAUGGAGCCUUCGCUCCAGUCGAUCGUCAGCCAGGAUACCCUCCGCUGGAUCUUCGUUGGUGGUAAAGGAGGUGUCGGUAAAACAACUACCUCCUGUUCUCUUGCGAUUCAGCUGGCCAAAGCUCGCAAAUCGGUUCUGCUCAUCUCGACCGACCCCGCACACAAUCUCAGUGACGCCUUUGGGCAAAAGUUUGGAAAGGAAGCUCGGCUAGUCGAUGGGUACACCAACCUCAGCGCUAUGGAGAUUGACCCCAAUGGCAGCAUUCAGGACCUGCUGGCCAGCGGCGAAGGGCAGGGCGACGACCCUAUGGCUGGAUUGGGCGUUGGAAACAUGAUGCAGGAUCUGGCUUUUAGCAUCCCCGGUGUUGAUGAAGCCAUGUCCUUUGCGGAAGUCCUAAAGCAAGUCAAAUCCUUGUCAUAUGAGGUUAUUGUUUUUGACACCGCCCCUACCGGUCACACCUUGCGUUUCCUUCAAUUUCCCACCGUGCUUGAAAAGGCUCUUGCAAAGCUUUCGCAGUUGUCGUCUCAAUUCGGGCCCAUGUUGAACUCCAUCCUUGGCUCCCGCGGUGGUCUGCCGGGUGGUCAGAACAUUGACGAGCUUCUACAGAAGAUGGAGUCUCUCAGAGAGACCAUCAGCGAAGUCAACACUCAAUUCAAGAACCCGGACAUGACCACCUUUGUGUGUGUCUGUAUCGCUGAAUUCUUGUCUCUGUAUGAGACCGAACGUAUGAUCCAGGAGCUGACAAGCUACAACAUUGACACGCACGCCAUUGUCGUCAAUCAGCUUUUGUUCCCCAAGCAGGGUAGUGAGUGUGAACAGUGCAAUGCACGGAGGAAGAUGCAGAAAAAGUACCUGGAACAGAUUGAAGAACUCUACGAAGAUUUCAAUGUUGUCCGGAUGCCGCUGUUAGUUGAGGAAGUCAGAGGAAAGGAGAAACUUGAAAAAUUCAGCGACAUGCUCAUUCACCCAUAUGUCCCCCCACAGUAA
Messenger RNA from Aspergillus bombycis, 1020 nucleotides. Its product is annotated as ArsA family ATPase. Gene Ontology annotation, biological process: post-translational protein targeting to endoplasmic reticulum membrane. Lineage: Eukaryota; Fungi; Ascomycota; Eurotiomycetes; Eurotiales; Aspergillaceae. The coding region runs from base 1 to 1020 and encodes 339 amino acids. Gene Ontology annotation, molecular function: ATP hydrolysis activity; ATP binding. The transcript has 3 exons. The record is from RefSeq and is a predicted model, not a curated record. Gene Ontology annotation, cellular component: GET complex.